This is a messenger RNA of Caenorhabditis sp. 36 PRJEB53466, 3199 nucleotides long. The record is from the annotation of a GenBank genome assembly. NCBI's taxonomy places the organism in Eukaryota, Metazoa, Nematoda, Chromadorea, Rhabditida, Rhabditidae.
AUGAGCACGAUUUCGCUUGAAAGCAAGACGAAACUACCGCAGAAGAUAUUGGAAAUCAUCACCGAUGGCUCCGCACUGCUAUCGAUUCCUAUGAGCAGCUCACAGGCCUCUGAGGUAAGGUUUUUUGAGCUGAAAAAUUAAAAAAAUGUAUGUUUUAAGACACUAACUGCAAGUGCGAAGCAAUUGUCAUCAACGGAGUCGGUAGUGGAUAAAACUGAUAAGGUAAGUCAGUUCACUUCUUGCAAAUACACUAAUUUUGUUCCAGAUGUUGCGAGAAAUCGAGCUGAUGAUUUCGGACGUCUCAAAAUCUUCCGCAAAUCUAGAACAAGGGUAAGAUUUGCUCAGAUUUUGAAGAUUUUCAUCAAAAAAAUGUCACUAAUUUCCAGGUUGGAUGUGGUUUGCGACAUUCAAGAGUGCCUUCAAAAGGUGGAAAGGCAGAACUACUACAGCGCCGUGCCCAAAUCCUUCUCGGCCGACAGUUUUGCGUCUUCAGUGGCUGGGGACCGACCAAUCAAUUGAUUUGGAUGCGGAUUCUACCCAAUUUCAUUAUAUGAUCUCAGGAUGAACAUGGUUCUGCUUUUACAUUAAUUUUAAUAAAUUACUGCUCAAACUGUCUGUUUUGGUUGGCGGUUUCUCAGUCAUUUUCAAUUCUGCGCUAUGCUGUCCAGAAUUCUCAAAAGUACUUGACAGGUCAUUUUUCAGCAAGCCCUGGCAAAGAUAGAGACAGUUUUUAGAGGGAUUUGAUGGCAAAACUGCCAGACUACGCCACUUUACUACUCCCCUCACUUUCCCCUUAUUUCCACCUGUAAAACAUCAACAUCAGAUAUGAAACAUAGUGCUUGAAGUCAUUUUUUUUCUGAUGGGUAUCUCAACGGACUUCACACUUCUCCGCACAUUUCACAUUUCAUUUCGAAAAGUUUCCCAAAAGCUUUUCCGCACAUUCUUGUUUCAAUUUCCUGCUCGCUGAAUGCGCGAAUGUUUGAAGAUUGGUUUAUUUUGGCCCGCCGGCGGCGAAAAUACGGAUAUCACUGACACUUUGGCUUCCCGAUCAUAGUGUUUGCUUGCCGGUCAAUUGAUUAUUGAUGUGUGUGCCACUGAAGACAUAUACACACCCAACCAGAAUUAACUCCGCCUUGAUAUGAAAGGCCCGACGAGAAAGAGAACAUUCCUCAUUAAACUCAACUCGCUGCCAUUCUUUCAUCUUUCUGUAUUUCCUUCUUCAUCUCGAGUUGCACUUCUCAUUUGCCGAAAGAUAUUUGUGUCCUUGUCUUCAGGUACCCCCGGAAGUCAGAGAAUCAAGCCUAGCACGACUACUCAACACUUGACAGGUCUAGGAGGCCAUAUUACGAGCGUUUUCCGGAAUACAUUGUGUCUGCAGCCUGCCAACCGACUGCCCUCUCUCGUUUUUUUCCCCUCCCCCCACCCUCGCUUUUUUUACUUUUUUACUUUCGAUUCGUCACACACACUUUCACUUAUGCCAUCAUCAGCAUCAUCGAGCGUGUUUCGAUGCUUCCUACUUGUCAUUUUCUCGUUUAUCACUUCGAAUUUUGCUCAAUACAACAGGGUAAGAUCGCAUUUCUCUUGUUCAAACAGUUUCUGGAAUUUAGUUCUUCGAUCCAUCAAUUCCGGAACAAGAAACACUUCUGACCGAUUAUGACUUUGACAUGAUUAACACACUUCGCGAUCAGGAUCAGUGGUUCGUCAACGAUUCCGCUAUGUAUAACCCGUUGAGGUUUGAAGGAGAUAUAGGUGCUUUUCUUAAGGAUUCUUACAUAAAAACCGUCAAAUUUCAGCCAACUCUGGUCUGAACUCUCAUUCUAUCAGCACAUUCCUUGGUGAUAGCCCGCUGUUUGGCAUUUUCGGAGUUCAGCGGAACGCGGUCAGGCAGACUUAUCUGAAAUGGGAACAAGCUCGCAUUCCGUACACCAUCAGCUCCCAGUAUUCAUCCUACAGUCGGACAAAGAUUGCGGAAGCCAUUGAGGAGUACCGAAAAAGAACUUGCAUCGAUUUUUCGCCGAAAAGUGCAGGGGACUUGGAUUAUAUUCAUAUUGUCCCAGAUGAUGGAUGCUAUUCGCUAGUUGGAAGGAUAGGUGGGCUCGUUCCUUUUUAUUUUGACAAUUUAAUUUAAAAACGUUUAGGAGGAAAGCAACCAGUGAGUCUAGGAGAUGGAUGUAUUCAAAAAGGAAUUAUAAUUCAUGAGCUCAUGCACGCGGUGGGCUUUUUUCAUGAACAAAGCAGAGCCGAUCGUGACGAAUAUGUAAAAAUCAACUGGAGUAACGUGGAAGCCGGACUUCAGGAUCAAUUCGAUAAGUACUCCUUGAACAUGAUUGAUCACCUGGGCACCAAGUACGAUUAUGGAUCUGUUAUGCACUAUGCCCCCACAGCAUUUAGUAAGGUAAGUGACUUCAGGUCUUCAAGAACUUCAAGAACCUAAAUAAUUGAUCCGUUUCAGAAUGGGAAACCAACUAUUGAACCUGUUGAAAAGAACGUGGAAAUUGGCCAGCGUUCCGGAUUCAGUGAAAAUGAUAUCUAUAAGAUUAACAUGCUCUACAAUUGUCCCAGUUUUAGUGAGAAUCAGGUUACUGUAUUCUAUCAAAAUCUUCUUUCUUGUUUAGCUACUACAACUGCAACUCCGGAGAACACAAAAAGAGUGAAGAGUAUCACGAAAAAAGUGUCCAUCACCCCUGUAAACAAUUUUCGAAUUAAAUCUCAUCAUUUACUUCGUUUUUUUAGACCGAGAGCCCUCUUUCCAAGAAAGGAGGAAUUGGAUCUUCAAUUGGUGACAAGGGGGAUCGAGGGGACAAUUCCAUUCUCAGCUCGCUAAUUUCAAUCCAUUCAGGCAAAGGAAAGUGUGAAGACAGGUAAACCGCCUCAGUUUUCUGCUGAUUUUAUCCAGCUCUACUUAUUUUGUAGAAGGAAAGAUUGUGAAUUCCUCGCAAGAGCUGGUCAUUGCGAGAGCAGGUUCAGCGUUCGAUUCAUGACAGAAAACUGUGCGGAUAGUUGUGGAAAGUGCCAAGCGGAAGAGAAAGAGAAAGGAGUUUGCGAGGAUGCUAGGUAUAUUAUAGAACUAAACACAUGUUAUCCAUACAUCUUCUUCAGAACCUGGUGCGAGCGCUGGGCGAAUAGUGGAAUGUGCAAUCAGACUAUUUUCAAAGACUACAUGCGUCAAAAGUGUGCAAAGAGCUGCAAAUUUUGCUAA